AUGUUGAACGAUAGCACAUCUAGUAAUGUUAAUUAUCUCUCUUUCUCCUCUGAAGAUCUUGGUAGUGAGGACAGCUUCCACAGUACUUCCUCCUUUACUCCUCUAAACAAUCUCCUAUCAAACUGUUUCUCUAAUGAUUCCAAAAUAUUUAAUGCGGUUCAUAUCAAUGCGCAAAGUGUCCCAGCACAUUUUCCUGAUAUGUUAGCAACUUUUGAUUCCGUCAACAUGCACGCUUUACUUAUAUCCGAGUCUUGGUUCAAACCUUGUCUUCCUUCCUCCUGCUAUUCCCUUCCUGGUUAUAACCUGAUACGAAAUGAUCGGAUCGGCAAGGCUGGUGGCGGUGUCGCGAUUUAUUUAAGGUCCCAUCUCACUUACAAAAUUAUAAGCCUCUCCCCCCAGCCUCCACCCUCCGAUGCUGCCGAACAUCUUAUCAUUGAAGUUACCUUACGCCACACCAAGCUCCUGCUUGGUGUGUUCUAUAGCCCCUCCCUUUCCGUUAACUACUUUCACUCCUUUGAAUCCAUCCUUGAUCAACUAAUUCCUAUUUAUGAACACUCCCUAAUUAUGGGUGACUUUAACACCUGCAUCGUCAAAAACGAUUCCCGAGCCAAGACUCUUAAAACUAUUAUUGAGUCAGCGAAUUUACACCUUCUUCCUCUUAAUCCAACUCAUACUUUACCUAACUGCACUCCUUCACUUCUUGACCUCAUUAUUGUCUCCUCUCCUAACCUUGUCCUUCAGCAUGGUCAAUAUGCUGCCAAUGCCUUUUCCCAUCAUGACCUCAUCUAUAUCUCCUAUAAUAUCCGUCCUCCUAAACACAAACCCAAGAUCUCCUUGCGACGCAACUUUGCCGGAGUGGAUGUUGAUCGCUUGUGUCGUGAUGCUCAAGAUAUCGACUGGUCUAUCAUUUAUUCUCAGGACAAUGUUGAUACUAUGGUUGAACUAUUCUCAUCACUUGUUACCGAUCUGUACGACAAGCAUGCGCCACUUAGACCGGUAAAGCUAAAACACCUUCCAGCGCCUUGGUUAACGGAUGAUCUGAAAUCACUUUUGCAACAGAAGUCUAGAGCCAAAACCAAACUCAAACUAAAAUGUAACGACGCCAACAGGGAGAAGUACACUAAGAUUCGGAAUCGUUGUAAUACUUGUUGUAGAGAUGCACAAAGACGCCACAUUCACUCGUCGGUCGAGAACGGCGACCCUGCUAAAGUUUGGAAGUUCUUAAAAACCUUAGGAGUUGGCUGUAAAGAUCCCAAAGCUGAUUUCAAAAAUUUUAAUAUUGAAUUACUCAACCAAUUUUUUGCUGGAACUCCUCAUUUUGAUAACACUACUAAAGUUAUGACUAUUAACACUCUUUCUUCUAUUCCAACUCCUAAUUUUCCUCCGUUCUGUCUGAAUCAAUUUACUAGCAGUGAUGUUAAGAAGAAUAUCAUGUCUUUGUCAUCUAAUGCUUCCGGCUUCCGUCCUGGUCAUGGUACGACUACUGCUCUCACUAAAGUCACUGAUGACAUUAGAUUUGGCAUGGACAACAAGCAGCUCACAUUGCUUACGUUACUGGAUUUUAGUAACGCCUUCAGUUCCGUUGACUUCGAUGUCCUUUCAACUCUUGCUGAGUUGCCGAACGCUAUUCAAACAAUGAAUAAUGACUUGAACUCUGUCGUUGAGUGGAGCAACCAGUUCGGAUUGAAAGUCAAUCCACUAAAAACGCAAGUCAUCAUUGUUGGUAGCCCAUCGCUAAUCGCGAAGGUUGACUGGGUUUCGCUUCCUGCAGUUCAUUUGUGUGGCACUCAACUCCCCUACAGUAAAAUCGUCAAGGAUCUCGGCAUAUACAUUGACCAAACACUGUCUUGGGAUCCUCAAUUGAAAGAAUUCGUGCGGUUCAAUUAUGGAACUCUCUCCCCGCAAAUGUCAGAAGUGCUCAAAAUUUGA
Molecule: messenger RNA, 1929 nt
Organism: Colias croceus (clouded yellow)
Lineage: Eukaryota; Metazoa; Arthropoda; Insecta; Lepidoptera; Pieridae
Exons: 4
Coding region: 1-1929 (642 amino acids)
Source: RefSeq, a predicted model, not a curated record